GGCUUGGGUUGAGCCAAUCAUAGCGAGGGGGCGGGGCUAAGAUGCAGAAAGAAAAACGGGGUUUGCUUGAGAGGCUGAGCAUUGGGAGGUAAACAAUAAACUUCGAACAAGCCCAGCCAGCUGCUCCACAUACUACGGACCAUGGCAGACCAGCUACAGCGCCCCUACGCGGCCGCGGCCUGCCUGCUCCUCUUGCAGUACUUGACCGGUGGCAUAUCCAUGUCCAUCCCAGACCCCAAAUACAGAGAGGCCCUCAUAAAGCUGGAGACCUCCAUGCAAACAGGUGGACAGUUGGUGCUGAAUGAUGCUGAACGGCGGCUGGAUUCUCUGCUGUUUACGAUGAAACAGAAAGAGAUAGCGAGACCAGACUUCCCUCCCACCAUGCACUUCUUCAAGGCCAGGCACCUCAUCAGGACCAGUCCUAUCUUCAACCUCCUGAAGAAGAUGCCUAAAGGGGGAGCUCUCCAUGUCCACGACUUCUCCAUGGUUGAUGUAGAGUGGCUGGUAAAGAAUGUGACUUAUCGGCCCCAAUGCUUCAUGUGCGUCACUGACAAACAGUCCAUCAGAUUCAUCUUCUCGUCUCAAUUGCCCAAACCUUUGCCGCACUGCUCUCCCUGGACCCUCCUGGAAAACCUCAGGGCCAAGAUGAUCAACAUCACAGAUCUAGACAACAGCAUCAUGGGCAACCUGACGCUCUUCACUGAUGAGGAUCCAGAAACAGUGUACCCCAGUCAGGACGUGGUAUGGGAUAGGUUUGAGCAGACCUUUCUUGCUUUGUGGGGUCUAGUCACAUAUGCUCCAGUGUUCAGAGACUAUUACUACCAAGGCCUCACCCAGUUCUACAUGGACAACGUCAUGUAUUUGGAACUACGGGCUUUACUCCCGGAGAUAUAUGAAUUGGAUGGCAGCACUCAUGAUGCAGCCUGGACUCUGAAAACCUACCAGGAGAUCACUAGACAGUUCACAGCAGACCACCCAGACUUCUACGGAGCAAGAAUCAUCUUCACAGUCCACAGGGGAGUAAAUAUAACCACGAUGAAAGGAGUAGUGGAGAAGGCUGUGAAACUAAGGAGAGACUUCACAGAUGUCAUGGCUGGUUUUGACCUGGUCGGCCGUGAGGACAGAGGCAGACCUCUGUGGUACUUCAGAGAGGCCUUGUCACUGCCAAAAAAUGUCAUACUUCCUUUCUUUUUCCACGCUGGAGAGACAGAUCUCGAGGGCACAGAGGUUGACCAAAACUUAUUGGAUGCUCUUUUGUUCAACACUUCUCGCAUCGGCCAUGGAUUUGCUCUGCCUCGCCACCCAGUGGCUAAAAAUAUAUCCAGGAAGAGAGGGGUAGCUCUGGAGGUUUGUCCUAUCUCCAACCAGGUGUUGAAGUUGGUGAAUGAUAUGCGAAACCAUCCAGCAGCUGCUCUGAUGUUGGAGAACCACCCGAUGGUCAUCAGCUCUGAUGACCCUGCCAUGUUUGGUGCCUGUGGCCUCUCUUAUGACUUCUAUGAAGCUUUUGUGGGCUUUGGUGGGCUCAGAUCCAACUUAGGCACCCUCAAACAGCUGGCCAUGAACUCAAUUAAAUACAGUUCUUUGACUCCAGAGCAACAGAAGAAAGCCCUGGCUCUGUGGCAGAGAAGAUGGGAUGAGUUUGUCUCCAAUAAUGUUUUUUAGAAAGAAAACUGCAGCUUUUUUUAAACAUCGUCUAUCAGGGCAGUCCUUAAAUUAUGUCAUGCCUCCUUUGAGAAAGGAAUGGAUUUUGGGAUAGGUGAAUUAUGAAUGGAAAUGGAAAACAUAAACAGUGUUGCACAGGUGAGCAGAUCUGUGGUAGGGACAAACAGGUCAACAUUUUUUAAAUUAAUGAUGAUGUUGAACCUUUAGCCUGGACCAUGUCCUAUAAAAUAUAGACUGAUUAUUUGAACUACACAUAUGAAAUUGCUUCAAUCAAAGAUGCCUUGUUGUCUAGCUUAACUAAGAAUUUUCAUUGUAUUUGCACUUUAAGAUUAAGGUUUGCCUUGGUUUUUGAGGGCACAGUAGUGUGAACUGGUUGAGGUGCUAAAUGCUGUUUGAUUUGUCUUGUGUGUUUGUGGUUUGCUUGUGCUUUACAAGAGUGUUGUUGUAUAUGUAUUUUUACUUGAAUGUUUUUUAAGCCGUUGUAGGUAUAAGGAGCAUUGUUGACGUUUACUCAUCAAGGCACAUUUUGGAGAGAAAUCUAUGAAAAACUGCUCAAGAAACAAUAUCUGUCUUUGUCAUUAUUACACAGACUUAUUUAAAUGCUGUGAACUGUCUGAGUUAAAUUUGAUUUAAAACCAACUGUUGACUGAC
Messenger RNA from Lates calcarifer (barramundi perch), 2313 nucleotides. It is a transcript of the gene ada2a, whose product is annotated as adenosine deaminase 2a. Gene Ontology annotation, biological process: inosine biosynthetic process; adenosine catabolic process. Bases 142 to 1662 code for a protein of 506 amino acids. The record is from RefSeq and is a predicted model, not a curated record. The transcript is spliced from 10 exons. Lineage: Eukaryota; Metazoa; Chordata; Actinopteri; Centropomidae. Gene Ontology annotation, molecular function: adenosine deaminase activity.